UCAGAUCAAAUCCUGAAAGGACACCUUGGAAGGAGGUCUAUGUUUCUUUUACUUUGUUAAAACACAGUUUCCUCAGGGUUUUUUUCCUUCUUUUUUUUGCAAAUUAAAACAUUGAUGUGGACAUGGACUGGAGUGAAGGAGUUAAGAGUUUUCUGGGCUAAGUGUCAGUUCUUAUUUUGAUAUGAUGUAGUUUUUUUUGUUUAAUUGAAGGUGCACAUUAGACACCUUUAAAUGUUUUUGCAACUUAUAUUUUGAAUGUGUCAUCGUUCAUAUUGGGAAUACUUGCCGAUUGUGCUGACUAGUGGAAAUGAGGACCAUGGCUCGAUCUCAAAAUAGCAUUCAAAGAGGAGCUUUUUUCUUGUUUCUCCUCUUGCUCUGCUCUUUUCGAGGAGAAUGUGAGCUUCAGGAAUCAAAACCUUCAGAGCCGAACAGCCUUCCCACUGUCAAACCUUUCCACAAUGAAAUCAAUGAACCUCAGGCCUUCCCUGACACGGAGAGGACUAACCUCCCUGUGUUUACGAUGGACUACCCUCGGAUUCAGGUUCCCUUUGAGUUUACUUUGUGGGUACUGCUGGCCUCCUUUGCCAAAAUCGGGUUCCACAUUUACCACAAAAUCACCAUAUGGAUCCCAGAGUCCUGCCUCCUGAUUGCCAUCGGGCUCAUCGUGGGUGCUAUCAUGCAUUCAGUCUCAGAGGAGCCCCCUGCUGUACUCAGCUCCAACGUCUUCUUCCUCUACAUGCUCCCACCCAUCGUCCUUGACAAUGGCUACUUCAUGCCCACAAGGCCAUUUUUUGAGAACGUUGGCACGGUACUGUGGUACGCUGUGGUGGGAACGCUGUGGAACAGUAUUGGCAUUGGGCUUUCACUGUUCGCCAUCUGCCAGUUUGAGGUGUUUGGAAUUCAAGAUAUCAACCUGCAGGAGAACUUGCUGUUUGCCUCUAUCAUCUCAGCUGUGGACCCAGUGGCUGCUCUGAAUGUGUUUGAGGAUAUUGGAAUAAAUGAGCAGAUAUACAUCGUCAUAUUCGGAGAGGGACUCUUCAACGAUGCCGUCACUGUGGUUCUUUACAGCAUGUUUGCCUUUUUGGCAGACCUGCCUGCCGUUGAAUCCGUUGACGUGUUCCUGGGAGUUGCCAGAUUCUUCGUGGUGGGUGUCGGUGGUGUGAUCUUUGGCCUCCUGUUCGGAUUUGUGGCUGCGUUCACCACACGUUUUACCCACAAUGUCCGCCAGGUCGAGCCCCUCUUUGUCUUCAUGUACAGCUACCUGGCGUACCUGGUGGCUGAGCUGUUUGCCAUCUCCAGUGUGAUGGCCAUCAUCACAUGUGCCAUUACCAUGAAGUACUAUGUCGAGGAGAACGUAUCGCAGAGAUCCUGCACCACCAUCCGCCAUGUUGUGAAGAUGCUGGCCACUGUCUCAGAAACCCUCAUUUUCUUCUUCCUGGGUGUGGUUACUAUAACGACUGAUCAUGAGUGGAACUGGGCCUACAUCCUGUUUACGCUGCUCUUUACCUUCAUCUGGAGAGGGCUCGGCAUUUUGGUGCUGACCCAGAUCGUCAACCCAUUCCGCACCAUCCAGUUCUCUUUCAAGGACCAGUUUGGACUCGCCUACGGUGGCCUGCGAGGGGCAAUCUGCUUCGCCCUGGCCUUCACCUUGCCAGAUGACAUCAACAGAAGGAACUUGUUUGUCACAGCCUCGAUCGCCGUUAUUAUAUUUACCGUUUUCCUACAGGGCAUCAGCAUCCGUCCAAUAGUGGAGUAUUUAAACAUCAGGAGGACCAACAAAGACCUGCUCAAUAUCAAUGUGGAGAUUCACACCAGGACAAUGGAGCAUGUUGUUUCUGGUAUUGAGGACCUGUGUGGACAGUGGAGUCACUAUUACUGGAAAGACAAGUUUAAGAAGUUCAACGAUCGCGUUUUGAGGCGUAUCCUGCUCCGAGAUAACAGGGCUGAGUCCAGCAUCGUGUCGCUGUAUAAGAAACUGGAGCUGCAGAAUGCCAUUGAUAUACUGGACACACCUGUGGGGGACCUCAGUGCAGCGCCAUCUAUCAUCUCUCUGCACGAUGAGAUGAAGGAGGCGUCUCGGCCGAAGAAGAAGUUCCUGGCUGCUGAUGUGGGGAAAAUGCACGACAUCUUGUCGAAGAACAUGUACAAGAUUCGACAGAAGACGUUGGCAUACACCAACAAGUACAAUCUGCCUAACGAGAGCCAAAACAGGGAGAUUUUGAUCCGCCGCCAUGCCAGUAUCAGACGUAGCCUACGACCUGAAAGUUUCCGCGAGAUGCCUUCACAAAACAUCAACCGGUCUCUGAGGUACUAUUCCCUCCAACCUGGUUCAGAUCUGGAGUCUGCCUUUCCCCUUAGAAGACGAAGUCAUGGUGGCAGUGAGGUGGAUCGUAUCUCAGCUCGUUUCCAGGCCUCAGGAGUGUCGCCUCGCUCCUCUUCACGCUCCCUCCUUCAUAUGAGGAGGUUGAACACUAUCAAGGAGAGUCGAGGUACAGGACAGCAGCCAGCAGCUUCUGUCCAGCCACGAGCUCCAUCACCUGAAGCUCACAUUUCAGACGAAAGGGAUCCCGGAGGUUCCAGCGUCAGGGGCAGGACAGCACCUGCUCCUGCACCCAGGAGACGCAGUUCAAAUCGCACGGAAGGAGACGAAGGCACAGUUGACCCUCAGCAUCCAGGAGCAGGGGUGGGAUCAGUGCGUCCUCCACAGCUGCCAUCACCUCGUGGCUGGGUACCUGAGAACCAGGAUCCAGGAGAGACUGAAACAGGAAAUCCUUUACUUAGACAACCAUCGCAAAAUGGAUCUCGAGGCUCAGGGAGAUCAUGACAAUCGGAAAAGGAUGGAGGAAAAACAGGAAAAAACAGUCACACAUGGAACACACUGACGUCAAAUGAGCGAUGAACAAACUUCAAAGCAUAGGCAUGGGCAUGCAGUAUGAUGUUUACAAGUUGAAAGGUAGUGUUUUAAACACGGUGGCGUGAUUUUUAAAUGUGACUUUUUCGAAUAGUGUCAAUUUCACAUCCACAUUAUCCUCAUUGUCUUCUUUUGAAGUGGCACAGUUUUCUCUUCUCCAUAGCCAAUAACAUAGUAGAAUCAAUAAGAGAUUAUUUUAACAGCCAAUUAAGCCCACAUCACCAGGGAGGACUCCAAAUAUGCAUACUAUGAAAGCAUGAUUAUGUUUAUUAAAGAUAGAUAUCCAAAGGGCUGCACUAAUUUUCCACUUCUGAUUUAAACAAAAAAAAAAGUGUAUUUUUAUGGCUAUUUUUGGUCAUUUUUAUUCACCACCAAUAUGCGGUCCAAUUAAACAGAUGGCAGCGACACUGCAGCUAAUGUGUCGACUAAAAUUAGCAGUAAAUGGAGCUUAGAGUGUGAAAUUUAGAGACUCUCACGUUUCCUGUAAAAGAGGCGAUGCAGUAAAGAUUUAACUCUGGAAAAUAUCACAUUGAACUAUCAUAAAGCACUGAAAGUAUGUCAAGGUAUGGAUUCCUCUGUGACAAUGUGGCUGUAGGGGGUGAAAAGGAUGGAUGUAACAGUGUUAUCUGUUAGCAUGUGCAGCUACUUAGUGGUGUACUGCCAAUAGAUGAAGAAUAAAACCCAAACACCCACUGCUUCUUUCAAAUGUGUUGCAUUUGGCCUGGAACUAUGGAACAGGCUCCCUUGGUUCUUUCCCUCUUGAAUAUAGAUCAUUUUAUUUAACCUGAUGCUCAUGCACACUGGGUAACAUUACACUGUUGUAAUGUACCAUUUAACCAAUGCAUUUGAAACCAUGCAUUGGACCCGCAGGUGCCAUUAAACUCAGGAGAGAGGAGAACAAGCAAUAAACAAUCUGCCUUCUUCA
Solea solea (common sole) is the source of this 3836-nucleotide messenger RNA. Its product is annotated as sodium/hydrogen exchanger 2-like. The record is from RefSeq and is a predicted model, not a curated record. The transcript is spliced from 13 exons. Bases 308 to 2824 code for a protein of 838 amino acids. Lineage: Eukaryota; Metazoa; Chordata; Actinopteri; Pleuronectiformes; Soleidae. Gene Ontology annotation, molecular function: sodium:proton antiporter activity. Gene Ontology annotation, biological process: regulation of pH; sodium ion transport; proton transmembrane transport. Gene Ontology annotation, cellular component: membrane.